ACAGUCAAAGAAUGAUGUCCGAAUUUAUGACGUUGACAGCUUCCUGAUGCAGAUCAUUCUUUCGUACCUUGUUGCUGUGCGAAGCCAUCACCGGCACCAACCGAACUUGUGGAUUCCAUCUUCGCGCUAGUGACUGCCUUCCCCAAACACCAAUAUGAAUCUGCAGAAAUCAUGCCACGCAUACCAACAGCGCUCCUCCGCAAAGCGCGCACGAUAGACGCGUUCCUCCCCGCUCUCCUUGCACCCUGCCGCGACCUUCACACCGCCCAGAACGAGCUGCGAUGGCUCCGCGAACACGUCGAGAAAGUUGCGAAAGCGCGUCGCGCGAAAAGAGACACGCUGGUUAAGGGCGCAUUACUGGGUCAACUGGUCAGGGAAAGAGCGAAAGGGAAGCCAUUGCAAUAUCUACUGGGCACAGAAUACUUUGGAGAUCUGGAGAUUAAGUGCAGGCCUGGGGUACUUAUACCGAGACAAGACACGGCAGCUUCAGUCACACAUCUGGCCAAACUUGUUCGAACUGCGCCAAACCUGCCCGCUGAACUACGUGUCCUGGACCUCUGCACUGGCACAGGUUGCAUCCCACUACUCUUCCGCCAUGAAUUCACUUCGAAUCGAAAGGACUUCGAUCUGCGCAUCGUCGGUAUCGACAUCUCAGACAAGAGCAUAGGCCUUGCGCACUACAAUUUACUCAAAAACGAGAGAAUCAUACAAGCAAGAGCUGGCAUGACAAACUUUGCGAAAGCAGAUGUCCUCGCAGAUCCAUUCGGAGACCUGACCAUAGGAGCACCGUUACCUGUGAGAAGUAUGUUGAACCAUAACAAAUGGGCGCCAUUCUGGGACAUACUCAUUUCGAAUCCACCGUAUAUCUCGCCUUCGGCUUACUGGAAGACCACAACGCGAUCGGUCCGCGGUUUCGAGCCAAAGCUGGCGCUUGUACCUCCACCAAAGUCGAAGUUUGACGACCGGCAGCAAGGAGACAUGUUCUACCCACGACUCCUGAAGAUUGCAGAAGAAGUUGAGGCAAAGAUCGUUCUCUUGGAAGUUGCAGACCUUGAGCAGGCGCUUCGAGUCGCACAGCUUGCGCAGAAGCUAGACGUAUUUGAUGGCAUCGAGAUCUGGAGGGACGAACCAGACGUCUCUUCAAGCCAGCCCACGAAUGAAGAUGGGUUUCAUGUCUACGGCGAAGGCAAUGCUCGCUCUGUCGUAUGUUGGCGCAGCGAAGGAGGCUCUUGGCUCGGCAAAAGCAGCUCACCAAAGCCACCAGAACUCCUACAAGACGCACCGGAAGAGACGUCAUCCAAUUCCUACUGGCCUCCAUCCUACUAUCAAAGCAACGAAGUCAACUUCAAUGCAAUGCCACGAUUCAUGUGGAAACGGCAUAUGGGAGAUCAACGCGGAAAGCCCCCGACGCGCUGGCGUACCCCUAAGACACGUUGGCGUGAACCCGCUUGAAUGGCGAACAGCACCGUACGGACGCUUAGUGUACGUUAGAGCCGUGAUUGGAUGCAUUCGGCCUCGCACGUCAUGUGCUUUCAUCGCCAACACUGAUGCGUGCCUGUCACGCGCACGUCGUACAAGGACCAAGGUCUGUCAGCACUUGUCAGAUGCAGGCUGACGCAGGGAGGGGGCCGCGA
Molecule: messenger RNA, 1634 nt
Organism: Macroventuria anomochaeta
Lineage: Eukaryota; Fungi; Ascomycota; Dothideomycetes; Pleosporales; Didymellaceae
Product: S-adenosyl-L-methionine-dependent methyltransferase
Exons: 2
Coding region: 172-1452 (426 amino acids)
Biological process (GO): methylation
Cellular component (GO): mitochondrion
Molecular function (GO): methyltransferase activity; nucleic acid binding
Source: RefSeq, a predicted model, not a curated record